Molecule: messenger RNA, 1962 nt
Organism: Ictidomys tridecemlineatus (thirteen-lined ground squirrel)
Lineage: Eukaryota; Metazoa; Chordata; Mammalia; Rodentia; Sciuridae
Gene: Pou2af2
Product: POU class 2 homeobox associating factor 2
Cellular component (GO): nucleus
Molecular function (GO): transcription coactivator activity; sequence-specific DNA binding; POU domain binding
Source: RefSeq, a predicted model, not a curated record
ACAAGUGAAAACCACCCAGCUUUUAAAAAUCAUGUACCCAUAAUCUAAGUCUUGAGGAUAGUCCCUACUGAGAAACAUCUACUUUUUCAUACAAGCAUCCUGUUUUAAAAAAUAUAACCCUAAAUUAAAGGGGUAAAAAAAUGCCACUGCUUUCAUAAAACAAAUAAUGGAUGCCUUGUUUUCAUAAUAAACAUUUAAGAGAGCUUGUUCCUAAUGGAAACUAUUGUUACUGAUUAAAAAUCUUCUUGGGGAGGAAAAAAGUACCUUCAUAUACAAUCUCCAUUGGGGAUGCAAAUUGGACAGAAACAUACACCAAAGGAUUUGCAUUUAAUCAAAUCCAAAGCAAGUCAUUUCAGAAGCAUCUCCACUGAAUACAGAAGGCUUUUCCACUAGGAUCAGGCUGAGCUCUCCAGGAGAUCAGGAUCCCUUACCAAGGAGUGGACACCAUUUGCAGAGGCCCUGUACUGCUGCUUCUAAGAAGGAAAUUCACCAGAACCAUCCAGAAUGGAGAGUGUCCCAGGAGAUUACAGCAAACGAGUAUACCAAGGCGUGAGAGUGAAGCACACGGUCAAAGAUCUCCUGGCAGAAAAACGAUCCAGACAGAGUGACUCCAGACUUAACGGCAGCGUCAGCUCCUCCCAGUCUCCCUUCGUCCAAAUGCCAGGUUCGCCGGUCAUGUCAGGUUACUAUGGCGUCAGAAGAUCUUUUUUGUCUGACUCAGACUUCCACAACAGUAAGCCGUUUUCCAAUGACGUCUACACCUCCGGCGGCGUGGCCAAGCCCUUUCCCUGCGAGUCGUCGGCGGGGCAGAGCCACGCGGCGCUGCUCGAGUCCUACCUGGCCGAGCCCUACGGGGACUACCGCCCGCCUGCCCUGACCCCCAGCCCGGGCUCUCUGUUCAGCGCCUCCCCGCUGCCGCCGCUCCUGCCGCCGCCCUUUCCCAGCGACCCGGCUCACUUCGUGUUUAGGGACUCGUGGGAGCAGGCAGUGCCUGAUGGUCUCAGCCAGACGGACCCCAUGCCCACCGAUGCUCUACAGACCUUGCCACCCAGCACCAGCUGCCUCUCCCAGCUCGAGUCAGGAAGUGCCACACAGCACAGGAGCUCCACCUGGGGGACCUCCCUUGCUGGCACUCAGUCCUAUUCUCUGCACACGCUGGAGGAUCUGCACAACACAUCUGGGUACCCCACCCCACCUCCUUACCCUUUUACCCCUUUCAUGACAAUGUCAAAUGACCUACCACCAAAGGUGGUACCUCUCUCCCCAGAUGAGGGGACAGACCCCUCUUCCCUUCAUGACCAUUCAACUUGGACCAAAGAAGACGGGAGUGUGGCCUGGGGGUCAUAUGAAUGCCGCAGAGCUUACUGAGGGUGUGGACCAAAGGACUUCUGUGCUUUUCGCCAAGUUGAGUUCUGUAUUCCAGGGAUUGCUUUAGAUGUACUGGCUCAUUCGGAACUAGAUUUUCAGGAUAAGCCAUAAUGCCAUCCUUUGUUAAUGGACGAUGGCAUUUAUUUGUAAUCUUUACCACCAUAACCCAGUUGAAAUACAAUACAGUGUCAAUUAAAUAUACCAUGGACCAUAUUCUAGUGAGGCAACUUUACAGUGAGGUCAUUUUGGAAAUUUAGUAGCCAAUUCCAUUCUGAAUCUUCUGUUAUCUUUGAAAUAUCAUUUUGGGGCACUGAUUUUUUUUCCUUAAAUUAUGUAGAUCAUAAAACAGAAUGGUUCUUCUGUGUAAUUUUUCUUAGUUAUAAACCAUGUGUAUUAUUUAAUAAAAGAGAUAGCUAGGGUAUAAUAUAGGUUGGGGCACAUAAAAUAAAAUUCAUUUUAUACCAUAUGACAUUAAAGAGUGAAGUGUCAUAUUCUUUUCCUUCAUUACAAGGGCAUGUAAAGGCACUGUAAAAAGAUAUGGCACUGAGUGUAAAUGUGUUACUGUCAAUAAAAGAGGAUGAGGUCCAGAGAUUA